Molecule: messenger RNA, 2741 nt
Organism: Fusarium redolens
Lineage: Eukaryota; Fungi; Ascomycota; Sordariomycetes; Hypocreales; Nectriaceae
Product: catalase
Exons: 3
Coding region: 452-2668 (738 amino acids)
Biological process (GO): response to oxidative stress; hydrogen peroxide catabolic process
Cellular component (GO): cytosol
Molecular function (GO): catalase activity; heme binding
Source: RefSeq, a predicted model, not a curated record
CCAACCUCGGCCAUUUGUUGAGUUGUUUCAACGGCAGGCCAGGCAAGUGCGAGACAGAUACGGAAAGUGGGGGACACAAAAACCGGACCUUUCUUUCCUGGUGUAACAGUAAAACCACCUCCUUCCCAAACACAGAUCGCGAUCGCAUGAGAAAUCGCAUUCCAUAUUUCCUCGUUGGAAAUUCUGAGCUUCUCAUAGGUCAAUCACGUUUGCUCCUGACGAAACAUGACGACUUUUCUCAACAAGUCGUCCCAUCGUACCUGCCAGUUUCCCCAGCUCGCGGGGAAAGAUGAAUCGACAAACGUGUGUAUGACGUAAAGCCAACGUGCUCUGAGAUUGAAGAAGUUUGGAUCUGACACAUUACAAAAGAGCUAAAAUUCCUGAAUCCUUCGAAAACAAUCUUCAGUGAAUUAUUCUUUGUUUGCUCCAAGGAUAACGACCACGAUUCGACAUGACCGAGCAAGUUACUGGAGCUAUCAAACACGCAGUCAUGGGACACGGAAACGACAAGAUCGAUCAGCUCAAGGCCAACAUUGUUGAGCCGAGCGAGAGCACCAGAAUCACUUCCGACUAUGGCGUGAAGCAGAACAGUACCGAUAACUGGCUCCGUGUCAACAGUGACGACCAGACGGGGGCCAGUCUUCUCGAGGACGCUUUCGGACGUGAGAAGAUUCAUCGCUUUGACCACGAGCGUAUUCCUGAGCGCGUUGUCCACGCUCGCGGCGCUGGCGCACAUGGCACGUUCAAGCUUUUCGAAUCCGCAGAAGAUGUUACGAAGGCCGGCAUAUUUACCGACACCUCAAGAGAGACUCCUGUUUUUGUUCGAUUCUCAACUGUUUUGGGAAGCCGCGGCUCCGCUGAUACCGUUCGCGAUGUCCGUGGGUUUGCGGUAAAAUUCUACACACAAGAAGGCAAUUUUGAUAUUGUCGGGAACAACAUCCCUGUUUUCUUCAUUCAAGAUGCGAUGAAGUUUCCAGAUAUGGUCCACGCCGGCAAGCCAGAACCGCACAACGAGGUCCCACAGGCGCAAUCUGCACACAACAACUUCUGGGAUUUCGUUUGGGGACACUCAGAGGCCACUCACAUGUAUAUGUGGGCGAUGUCUGACCGUACAAUUCCUCGAUCCUAUCGCAUGAUGCAAGGUUUCGGCGUCAACACCUACACUCUUAUCAACGACAAGGGCGAGCGCCGAUUUGUCAAGUUUCACUUUACUCCUGAGCUGGGAGUUCACUCUCUGGUUUGGGAUGAAGCUCUUAAGCUUGCUGGCCAGGAUCCCGACUUCCACCGCAAGGACCUUCAGGAGGCCAUCGAAAACGGCGCCUAUCCCAAGUGGAAGUUUGGUAUCCAGGUGUUGGAGGAGUCUCAAGAGCAUGACUUCGACUUCGACAUCCUCGACGCUACGAAGGUCUGGCCAGAAGACCUGAUCCCUGUCCGCUACAUUGGCGAACUAGAGCUUAACCGAGUUGUCGAUGAGUACUUUACAGAGACCGAGCAGGUCGCUUUCUGCACCAGCCAUCUUGUUCCUGGCAUCGGGCCAUCAGACGAUCCUCUUCUUCAGGGUCGAAACUUCUCUUACCAGGAUACUCAACUAAGUCGACUGGGCAUUAACUGGGAGGAGCUGCCUAUCAAUAAGCCCGUUUGCCCAGUUAUGAACUUCAACCGCGAUGGUGCCAUGCGGCACACUAUUUCCAAGGGCAAAGUCAACUACUGGCCUAACCGAUACGGUCAUCAGCCCGCUGCGACUGUCCAGGAGGGCGCCUACGUUGACUACCAGCAAAAGAUUGCCGGUAUCAAGCAGCGUGCUCUUAGCAAAAAGUUCAAGGACCACUUCUCCCAGGCUCAGCUCUUCUACAAUUCUCUUUCCGAGAUCGAGAAGGCUCACGUCCAGGCCGCCUUCUCCUUCGAGUUAGACCACUGUGACGAAGCUAUCGUCUACGAGCGCCUGACUGAACGUUUGGGUGUAGUCGAUGGAGAGCUUGCCAACACUAUUGCAGACAUGGUCGGCGGCAAGAAGCCCAUUGAUGCCAAGCCCAACCCCGGAAAGAAGGCCAAGAACCUGAGCCAGCUUGACUUCCUCCCCAAGACUCCCACCAUCAAGUCUCGACGUAUCGCAAUCAUCAUCGCUGACGGUUACGACCCCAUUGCGUUCAACGCUCUCUACGGCGCAAUCAAGGCCCAGAGCGCCCUCCCCUUCGUCAUCGGACCCCGACGCUCCGCCAUCUUCUCCGCCAAUGAGGACUCCUCCUCGUCCAAGGGCAUCGUUCCCGACCAUCACCUCGAAGGCCAGCGAAGCACCAUGUUCGACGCCAUCUUUGUUCCUGGCGGUGAGAAGUCUAUUCAGACUCUUUCCAAGAAUGGCCGAGCUCUUCACUACAUCCGCGAGGCUUUCGGUCACUUGAAGACGAUUGGUGGUACUGGUGAGGCCGUUGACCUGAUCAACAAGGCAAUCCAGCUUCCUGAGGUCUCACUCUCUGAGACAGACGGCAGCGGCGUUGUUGACAGCUAUGGUGUGGUGACUCUGAAGAAUGCUUCACCUGACAGCCUUAAGGAGAUCGUCACCGUGGCUUCCGAUGCCAAGGGCUUCCUGGAGAAGUUCGUGUACAACAUCAGCCAGCACCGUAACUGGCAGCGAGAGCUGGAUGGAUUGAGCACCAUGGUGGCAUACUAAUGAUUUAUUGAAAGAUACCAAUUUAUGUAAUGAACCAAUUUGAAUCUUCAACCAAUACAUUAAUCACAUAAAC